CGAGCUUUUCCACUCGCCUGACAGUUUAGUAGAACCUGGCGACCUGGAAAGCUAUUUUAAACAUAUGGAAAACCUUGUCUCGGAUGCUUUAAAUGACCCGGACAAUGACGAAGACUUAAAACGUAGUAUCGGUGAUAGCCAUAACAAAAUUGUUAAGUUAAAAGAAAGCGAAAUGACACUGACAUUAUUUGAAGACGCACAAAAAGCGAUGAGAAUUAAAAGGACAGCUAUAUACUACGACUUUGAACAGUAUCUUUGUGACAAUGAUCUAGAGCAACUGAAAACAAUAUUAAAAUUUGCAGAACAAGUCACGACGAUUACGGAUAGCCAACAGGAUAUCAAAGCAAAUGAUGUAGAUUUUCAAAAAUUAGAAGAACGGUUAAAAGAAAAAUCCAAAGUAUUGCAAGAGGACAUUGCUAACAUCAAUACUAAAUUUCGUUAUUCAGAAGACAGGGUAAACGUUUUUAAAACACAAAAUAUAGAAAAGCAAGAAGAAAUUACUAGCAACAAUGCCAAAAUUCGGAUUUUAGAAGAUAAACUGCAUAACGAAAUUGCAAACAAAAAUGACACAAUUUCGGAUUUAAAAGAAAGGAUUAAUGACAGAACAAAUAUAAAUGGUAUACUGCAAAAAGAACUUGCCAACAACAAAGAAGUAAUUCGGGUUUUAGAAGAUAAAUUGAACAUAAAAGAAGAACAAAUUAAUGGACUGCAAGAAGAAAUUUUAAAAAACAAAGACACAAUUACCAACAUUUUGCAGCUAAAAAAGAACAGGGAAAUUGAUAGUUUGAAAUUAAAAAUAUUUGCUACAGCGUGUCUAGCUGCUGUAAUAUCAGUGGUUUAUUUAGGUUUAAGAAAAAGCUAAAAUAUUUAUUUAAAUAGAAACGAACGAACCCAGUUCUGUAACAAUUUUCAAGAAUUUAAACAUAGUAACUUAGUUAAAACAUUUACUUUUUGAGUCUUUUAUUGAGUCUAGUGUAGAAUACUGUUGCUUGCUAUAGCGACUAAACUUACUGUUGAAUAAGCUUUUC
Messenger RNA from Ruditapes philippinarum (Manila clam), 1028 nucleotides. RefSeq names its product putative leucine-rich repeat-containing protein DDB_G0290503. The transcript is spliced from 2 exons. NCBI's taxonomy places the organism in Eukaryota, Metazoa, Mollusca, Bivalvia, Venerida, Veneridae. The record is from RefSeq and is a predicted model, not a curated record. The coding region runs from base 65 to 862 and encodes 265 amino acids.